Brassicogethes aeneus is the source of this 342-nucleotide messenger RNA. The record is from the annotation of a GenBank genome assembly. Lineage: Eukaryota; Metazoa; Arthropoda; Insecta; Coleoptera; Nitidulidae.
AUGAGUGAUGGACGCAAAAAAAUGAGUGGAUUUGAGUAUCGGAAGCGCGCUUUGAACAAAAGUAAAAAGGAGCAAGAGGUUUUGAGUAAAACUCCCAAGCUAGAUAGUUUUUUUAGGAAGAAAGAACGUGUUACACUAAAAUCAGAAUCUAUAAAUAUCGAUUAUACGAACUUCUAUCACGAAGGUGAUGAUGUAAGUUCUACUUCAUCUUCAACUGACAUCAAAACUGACAGGAUCACGACUUCUUUGCCACCAUCGAAUAUCAAUCAUGAAGGUGAACUUCAAGCUGCACUCUCAACAAGAACUAUAGAAGAGGUUGGAAGGCAUUGUGAUAAGCAAUGA